CAUUAACAGCCCCUCGGCGGGGCGGGUGGCACGGGCUGGCCGCAGCACCCAGCCAGCAUGGCGCUCAGCACCCGCCUCGCCUCGGCCCUCCGGCCGGCCCUGGCAGCUCUGUGCCGGGCAGCCCCCGGGCAGCGCCGGGGGCUCAGCACCCCUCCUGGCCCGGAGCCCACGCUCGACCUCGGGGGCAUCUUCCCACCCCUCGCCACCCCCUUCUCGGCCCUGCGGGAGGUGGACUAUGCCCAGCUGGAGGCCAACCUGCGCCGCUACGCCAGCAUCCCCUUCCGAGGGCUGGUGGUGCUGGGCUCCACCGGGGAGCACCCGUACCUGGCACCCCGCGAGCGGCUGGAGGUGCUGAGCUGCGUGCGCCGCGCGCUGCCCCGGGACCGCCUGCUGCUGGCGGGCUCCGGCUGCGAAUGUGAGCGUGGGGAACGCGGGGAGCACGGCGGGGCUGCAUCCCCCCGGGACGUCCCUCACCGCUCUGCCACCUCCCCAGCCACCCAGGCCACCGUCGAGCUGACGGUCAGCAUGGCAGAGGCCGGGGCUGACGCGGCGCUGGUGGUGACGCCCUGCUACUACCGGGGAGCCGUGAGCAGCGCCGCCCUGGUGCGGCACUACACGGAGGUGGCCGAGGCGUCCCCCAUCCCCGUGGUGCUCUACAGCGUCCCUGCCAACACCGGCCUGGAGCUGCCGCUGGAGGCUGUCCUCGCCCUGGCUCAGCACCCCAAUGUCAUCGGCAUCAAGGACAGCGGCGGGGAUAUCACCCGCGUGGGUCUGCUCGUCCACAAGACGCGGCAGGAGGAUUUCCAGGUGCUGGCGGGAUCGGCCGGCUUCCUUUUGGCGAGCUACGCCGUGGGUGCCGCGGGGGGGGUCUGCGCCCUCGCCAACGUCCUGGGGGCCCCGCUGUGCCAGCUGGAGCGCCUGUGCCGCCAGGGCUGCUGGCAGGAGGCCCGCGACCUGCAGCACCGGCUCAUCGAGCCCAACGCGGCGGUCACCCGCCGCUUUGGGAUCCCGGGGCUGAAGAAGGCCAUGGAGUGGUUCGGGUACUACGGGGGGCCCUGCCGCGCGCCCCUGGCCCCGCUGAGCCCGGCCCAGGUGGAGGAGCUGAGGGGCACCUUCAGCACCAACGGCUGGUUGUGAGCACCCAGGACGUGGCCCCGCAGCGCAGGCAGCACCGUCUCCCCCCGGCCCCUUCCUGGACUGGGAAGCCAGGGAGCUGGGGACGUGGUGGGGACGCUGGGAUCGUGGCCGGGAGGAAGCCAGCCAUCUCGCU
Cygnus olor (mute swan) is the source of this 1270-nucleotide messenger RNA. It is a transcript of the gene HOGA1, whose product is annotated as 4-hydroxy-2-oxoglutarate aldolase 1. Gene Ontology annotation, molecular function: 4-hydroxy-tetrahydrodipicolinate synthase activity; N-acetylneuraminate lyase activity. Lineage: Eukaryota; Metazoa; Chordata; Aves; Anseriformes; Anatidae. Gene Ontology annotation, biological process: N-acetylneuraminate catabolic process. The record is from RefSeq and is a predicted model, not a curated record. The transcript has 6 exons. The coding region runs from base 58 to 1137 and encodes 359 amino acids.